AUGCUCGAUUCACCUGUUCACCCGUCUGAAUUCGCGCGCGACAAUCGAUCAAGUUCGAGGUCAGCUGUGCCUUUCAACGAGAAAAAUGCGGCCACCUCGCUUUCGAACAUCAAGGACAUCAUAUCUCGAGUCGAGUGGAGCUGCUCUUUCGUCAUCGGACGAUCGCUCGUACGAGAACUCAAAGGUCUAUCUCGAUACAAAAGCAGUCUAGAUGUUUACAGACGUCUCAUCGCACAUGCUACACAUGACGGAGAAAAAGUAGUGAUUCUUGAUGAGAAAAUCGAUGAAUUGCUACCGGUUAUACGUGAACUUAUUCUAAAAAAUGGAUUAGAUCCAGCGAACGUACCAGAUAUUACCCAAGAUAUUGAUCCAAAUAUUCCUGGAAAAAUAAAUAUCAUGAUCGAGCAUACGAAAGGAAUAUUGCAAAAUUUAUCAACAAUCAAACGUACGGAACGGGUACAUGGAAUAUACAAGGACAAAGUUUUAACGUUGGAUAUGAAUCUUCGAUUUGACGUGUUGAACUGUAGCUACGCAACUGCUCUCAGCUUAAUAGGUGACACAAUGACUGGUGGCGUAUAUGGUCGUUUCUACGAUCUGGACAUUAAUAUCGUAGCGAGGAUAGAUAUGGUUAAUUAUUAUGUAUAUCUUGAUUCCCUCAAGUUUUCUGAUGUUAGAAAAUUUGAGAGUCAUCUAUCAGAUUUACCGAACCUAAACAUUCUGACUGAAGAAUUUAAAUAUUUUUUCGAAUACAAUAUAUUGACAGUCAUUGAGAAGCGUUCCCUAGAAAUGUUCCGUGAAAAAAUCGAUGAAUGGAAUAACAAGUUUCCACGGCCAAAUUUGACUUGGAUAGUAGAUAUAGGCGAAUUGAUUCAUAACUUGGAUAAGUGCUAAACAAAUUAUAGAUUCUUAUUUUUAGAACACCCUUUUCUAAAGUAGGAAACAUUCAUAAUACCAAAAGAAUCAUUUUACUUUAAGGGAGGAAUCCUCUAAAGAGUCAGAUAUACCUAAUUUAAAAAUACAGACAAAAUGAGAAUUAUUUUUAUAUUAAUAAAAUAAAUACAUUAUUUUACAACACAAAGCAAAGAAAGACUGUAAAGAAAACAGAUGUAAUAAAUUUAGCCUACAAGUACAAGAUUUUUGUCCUGAACGAUGAAAUUAGAAUUAUGUUACAUACUUGCACUUAUUCAUGACCACUUUUUUAAGACAUUUUUAAGUCUUCUUUUCUGAUAAUGAGUCAUUUAUUAAUUUAAUCUAUUUUUCUAAUAAAUUAAAACAGUUACAAACACUGCAACUAUAAAUUGCAACACUAUAUAUAAUCAUAUAUGUUGCUGUAACUAUACAGAAUCAUAUAACAUCAAAUAAACACAUAAAAAACAUACGAUCAUUUGUUAUUAACAAAAAAAUAUUGUUAGUUUUAAAGGAUGUUCAAGAAACACUUAAAAAUAUUUGU
Molecule: messenger RNA, 1450 nt
Organism: Nylanderia fulva
Lineage: Eukaryota; Metazoa; Arthropoda; Insecta; Hymenoptera; Formicidae
Source: RefSeq, a predicted model, not a curated record